Molecule: messenger RNA, 2193 nt
Organism: Oncorhynchus masou masou (cherry salmon)
Lineage: Eukaryota; Metazoa; Chordata; Actinopteri; Salmoniformes; Salmonidae
Product: immunoglobulin superfamily DCC subclass member 3-like
Exons: 14
Coding region: 1-2193 (730 amino acids)
Biological process (GO): cell-cell adhesion
Molecular function (GO): protein binding
Source: RefSeq, a predicted model, not a curated record
AUGAACCAGACGAGGAUUUUUCUGCUUUCUCUAUUGGUGGUCAUAUCUUCAGUGUUGGGCAGAGCCUCUGAGCUGGCCUUCUUGAAGGAGCCCAAUGAUGUCAUCGCCGUGCGUGAUCGGCCCCUGAUGCUGGACUGCCAGGUGGAAGGGGAGGGGCCUAUCUCUGUGAUGUGGCGGCGCAACGGAGUGCCCGUUCCCACCGGGCCGAAGGCUAGCGUGUUGGCCAACGGAACUCUCCUGAUCAAGAGCUUCCAGAAGAGGAAAGAGAGCAAUGAGACGGACGCUGGGGUUUAUGACUGUGCUGCCCAGAACCACUAUGGCAUGUUGAUCAGCCGCAAGGCCAGGGUUCAGCUGGCAUCUCUCCCUAAGUUCCACACACACCCAGAGUCCAAGACGGUGGAUGAGGGUGGCGUUGCCAGACUGACCUGCCAGGUGAACGGAAUCCCAGAGGCCAGCAUCUCCUGGGAGAAAAACAGAACCUCUGUGAAUACUGAUGACAACAGGUACACCAUCCUGCCCACAGGGAUCCUGCAGAUAACCGGUGUAAGGUGGGCUGACAGUGGUGUGUAUCGCUGCGUAGCCACCAACAUCGCUAACACUCGCUACAGUCACGAGGCCCAGCUCACUGUCACUGUGGCAGCUCCACGGAUCUACAAGGAGCCAGUGAUUCUGUCAGGUCCUCAGAACCUGACCAUCACUGUGCAUCAGACUGCCAUCUUGGAGUGCAUCGCCACUGGCAACCCUCGACCCAUCGUGUCCUGGAGUCGGCUGGACGGGCGCUCCAUCGGGGUGGAGGGUAUCCAGGUGCUGGGUACGGGGAACCUGAUGAUCUCAGAUGCCAACCUGCAACACUCUGGGGUGUACGUGUGCUCUGCCAACCGCCCUGGGACCAGAAUGAGGCGUACUGCACUGGGCAGACUGGUGGUGCAGGCUCCUCCUGAGUUUUUGCAGUGGCCGCAGUCUGUCUCCAGACCAGCAGGGAGCAGUGCAGUGUUCACCUGUCUGGCCCAGGCAGUUCCCGAGCCUCACCUCAUCUGGCUGAAGAACGGCAAAAUCCUGACGCCUGGUGACAAUGUCAAGCUCACCAACAAUAACAGUACGCUGGCGGUGACGCGCAUCACCACGGAAGACGAGGCCAUCUACCAGUGUAUUGCUGAGAACAGCGCUGGCACCAACCAGGCCAGUGCCCGCCUGGCCCUCACCCAGUCCACGGAGUUGCCCGAGGCCCCCCAGGACCUGACUGCCACGGCCCUGUCCCCCACUACCCUACAGCUCACCUGGGUCCAGCCCGCUCCAGAGGUCACCGACGGCAUAAUCGGAUAUGUGCUGCACAUCCGCAUGUUGGGCGAGCCAGACAGCAGAGAGCUGCAGGAAGCUGUCAGUAAGACCACCUUCCAGCAUGAGUUCACCACCCUGGAGCCCGCCACCACCUACUCCAUCUACCUCAAGGCUUACUCCCCUCUGGGAGCCAGCCAGCAGUCCAGCACUGUGGUGGCUACAACACUAGGGGGCGUACCCAUUUCUCCCAGUUUCUUCACCAAGGUGCUGAACAAGACGGCCAUGCAGGUGUUCUGGGAGCUGCCAAGUAAGUCGGGCAAGGUAGAGGGCUUCAAGCUGUCCUACCGCGAGGUCCCCCAGCCCAACUUCCAGGGGCAGGAAGCGUUUCCCGGCCACAUCAACACCCACACCAUCUCCCAUCUAGAACCCGCUGCUGUGUAUGAGAUCCAACUGGUGGCCUACAACGGCAAUGGGGACGGUGCUGCCAACAAGCAUCUGGUUUCACUGGCUGAGAGUGGUACCAGCGCCAAGACCAGCUCCGGUGGGCAGAGUCCAUGUAACUGCAAGCAGGAUGAUGAGGGGUCCAUGACUGGCAUUGUGGUGGGAAUCCACACUGGCAUGGCAUGCAUCCUCUUCUGUGUUCUGUUCCUCAUGUUUGGCUACCGCCGCAGCUUCUUCUGCAGGAAAGGGACCCAAGAUGGCUGGUCAGGGCCCCGAGGAGGAGGCAGGAACCAGCGGGCUAGCCCACCUAAAGAGGGGGUGAUCCGCAUGCCCGAGGUCAUUGAAUUAGUGCCACAGAGAUGUGACUCUAUCACUGCUCCAGUGAUGGUUGUUAAGGGUCAAGCCCCCCCAGCGCAAUGCCAAGUCCUCAUCGAGCAGCCCCCACCAUGCCUACCUGGCACAGGCACCGGCUAA